This is a messenger RNA of Strongylocentrotus purpuratus (purple sea urchin), 2304 nucleotides long. RefSeq names its product leucine-rich repeat-containing protein 71 (gene lrrc71). Gene Ontology annotation, molecular function: protein binding. The transcript has 20 exons. Bases 121 to 1869 code for a protein of 582 amino acids. Lineage: Eukaryota; Metazoa; Echinodermata; Echinoidea; Camarodonta; Strongylocentrotidae. The record is from RefSeq and is a predicted model, not a curated record.
AGAGGGCGACAUGAUUUUAUAAAUUGUGUUGCUAAUGUACACAAACACUCUCGUUCAAUAUUUGUGAGGAAGAGAACCUAUAAAACUAAAGAAUAAUAUCAGUUAGUCAAGAAAGUCAAGAUGGGGAAAAGAGUAGAUAAGACGCAGAAGGAUAAAGGACCUCCAUCGUCCGUUCAAGAUAAUGAAGAUGAUGCCAACAAAACACCAGAACCCUACACCUGCACUGGUCACUUUGAGGCCGACUUCACUGAACUCUGGCGUCGGGCGGGGCUACAGGUGGCUGAGAUGCCCCCUGUGGUCAUCCGACCCAAGCGACCAGGCACACCCCCUCCUCCUGACCCCAAGUCCAAGGGAGCGGACCCCACCCCGGAGGACAAGGUAGAGGACGAUGGGGAGGAGCCCAAACCCAAGACGUAUGUUACCAAGGAGAAGUUCUCCUUCUUCAAACCCAAGAUCCAAGUAGAGAUGGAGAAAGAGGACAAACCAGACACUGUCACAGAAAUCUUCAUCCGAGGUUGGAAAAUUGAUGAGAUAAUGGUAGGCAUCUUCAAGCAGUGCUUCCCAGCAAUAGAAAAACUUCAUACAAUCAACUUAUGGAACACAAGCCUAACACAAAAAACACUCAAGGAAUUAUCAUCGUUCUUACCCCAGUGUCAAAAUUUAAAGAAUUUGACUAUUGAGGGUAAUCCGAUUCCUGAAGAGCCUUGGGCCUGUCUUAUUGGUGAAGACAGCAUAAUUGUCAACCUGUCACUGCGACACAACAAGAUCUCUGAGAAGGGAGCCAAGACGCUAGGUCAGGCCAUCUCAAAUGAGAAGUCCUGCAACAAGAACUUGCUCUCACUCAACCUCAGUAACAACAAGCUUGGUGAAGCAGGUGCAAUAGACAUCAUGAAUGGUCUGAGAAUGAAUCGAGUGCUGCUGUCGCUGUCACUGGCCAGCAAUGAAUUGACAGACAAGGCAGCUAUCUACGCAGGGGAGAUCCUUUCUAGGUUCCCUCUUACCCAUACUGAAGUGGUAGAGAGACGUAAGGCACUCAGCGAUAAGGGUUCACCAGAGAGGGGUAGCGGCAAGUCGCCUCCCCCUUCCAGGAGAGCAGAGUCCAAAGACAGACCAGGAAGUGUCAAGAGUGGAAGUCAUCUUGAUAAGACUGAUAAAAAGAGAGAUAAAUCAUCAAAAAGAAAGGAGAUUGUAAAAAUCAAAGAAGAAACAAAAAGUUCCAAAGGAGGCCAUUUGGAUGGCAAGAAAGAGAAGGAGGAGGAGAAGCCAUCCAAAGCUAGCAGAUCGUCCACGCACUCGUACAGUGAUGGCAAGAAAGAUAAGGAAGAAACACAGAAAGGAGGAACAAAGAAAGACGACAAAUGGAAGAAAGCUGGCUUUAAAAUGACAUUAACUGGUGGUGGUCGUGCUACUGCAGUCACCAUAGAUUCCCAGCGAUACGGAUCAAGAGCUGAAACAAUGAAAGCAACAAAAGGAAAAACCAAAGGAAAAGACAAGAAACAGAGCGAGGCAGAGUCACCAGACAUUUUGGAAGCCAUCAAUCCAUUAUUAGCUGAGCAGCCUGAGUCGAUAGAUGGCCAGCUGUGGAUACCCGGAAACCGCGCCUUGAUCAAUCUCAAUGUUUCACGUAACAACAUUGGAGAGCCAGGGAUGAAAGCCUUAUUGCUAGCUAUACAGUAUCAACAGACUCUGGGCACCCUCUCCCCUCAUCCAGCACUCAAAGGCUUAAUGAGACUCUCAAUUGCAAAGAACAGUGUGGAUGGGCAGUGUGAGACCUAUCAGAAGCUUCAUGAAAUGAUGGUACAGAAAGAUCCCUUCUACAAGCCUCAGUCACAGAGUCCCUCGGGAGACAACCAGUCAACGGCCGGCUAGCUAUUCCGAUAGUCGGAUAGUCCAACCCAGCCAGAUAGCCUACCAGUUACAUCAAUGUGUACGCCUUGAUGACUACACAUGGGAAUGGUCUUGGGUGGUAUUCUAAAAACCAUCUCAUCUUCAUUUUUAAAAUAGUCAUAUGGUUUCAAUCUUUGUUUCAAAUAUUUAAUUCUAAUUAUCAAAACAAAUUUCAAUCUCAACAUUCAUUUGUUUUGCAAAUUUGUCUUUCCCUUCUGCAGCCACCUAUGAGUAGUGAUUAACUGAUGGUGCACUAUACAUGCAGUCUAAGCUAAAGACAGUUGAAAUCGUUUAACGAUGUAGAAGAGACAUUUUUCAACUGUUCCAAACCAUUGGAUUGGCAGUUGAAUGGUAGAAGUUGAAGCCCCUCUUCCAAGAGUUUGAAGGUGGUCUCUAGUUAGGAUGAUGUGAAGUACA